AUGGCAGUCACCGUUCUCCUCGACUCGGAUCCUCUGCUGCGCUCAGUCGUGUGUUUCGUACGGCAAUACAUGUCACAAAAUGACGCCUCCCACAACUUCGAACACAUACAGCGUGUAGUCAACCUCUCGCAAUAUAUCUACUCGCACUCGGCAGAACCACUGUGCCAACACCUCGACAUCAGACUGAUCACCCUCUCGGCGCUCCUCCACGACGUCGGCGACAGGAAAUACUUGAAAUCGGGGGAAGACCCCUUCACGAUGGUGUACACGCUCCUCCGGACCCUCGGCGCCCCGGAGGACCUCGCGGCGCGCGUCCAGGCGAUCUGCCUGGGCGUGUCGUAUAGCUCGGAGGUCAAGGACCCGGACCGCACGCGCCGGCUCAUCGGGAUGCACCCGGAGCUGGCGGUCGUGCAGGACGCGGACCGGCUGGACUCGAUCGGGGCGAUCGGCGUGGGGCGGUGCUUCACGUUCAGCGGGGCUCGGACGGACUCGUCGAGCAUGGAGGAGGCGAUGGGGCAGGUCGAGACGAGGCUGCUGCGCGUGGGCGAGAUGAUGAAGACGGAUGUCGGCAGGAGGCUGGCCAAGGAGAGGAGUCGGAGGCUGAGGACGUUUAGGGACUGGUGGAGGGAGGAGGAGGGCGUGGUUGGGAUGAAUGGGGGUUGUUUCUGA
Molecule: messenger RNA, 669 nt
Organism: Diaporthe citri
Lineage: Eukaryota; Fungi; Ascomycota; Sordariomycetes; Diaporthales; Diaporthaceae
Exons: 1
Coding region: 1-669 (222 amino acids)
Source: RefSeq, a predicted model, not a curated record